Diceros bicornis minor is the source of this 15897-nucleotide messenger RNA. RefSeq names its product sacsin molecular chaperone (gene SACS). The transcript is spliced from 11 exons. The record is from RefSeq and is a predicted model, not a curated record. NCBI's taxonomy places the organism in Eukaryota, Metazoa, Chordata, Mammalia, Perissodactyla, Rhinocerotidae. Gene Ontology annotation, molecular function: Hsp70 protein binding. Bases 824 to 14557 code for a protein of 4577 amino acids.
UGCAACCCAUUUAAAGAAGAGUACCUGCUUCCCAGCCCGGAUUAGUUGUCGACCACGGCUGUGUGAUAAUGUGGGUCAUAUGUUCUCAGAUCUUCCAGGUGUCAAGAGAAGCCAGAAAUCUGGAUUGCAAGUGAAAUCUCCCAACUCUUAAAUGUUGACAAAAUUUGAGAAGUAGUGCAGAGCUCUAUAACACUCCAACUUGGCAUGGACCAAAUUUGAUUGGAAGGAGAAAAUAAUCAACUGGUGGGCCUAGAAUACAGAACUUGACCAAAGAGGUUGCGAGCCUGACUGGGGUACCAACAACAGUGUGCUGGAUCAUAGAAGUGAUGCGAAGAUGUAUGUGUCACCAGAGCAAGAAGAAAUGCGCUGUCCAGUGAGUACUGUACAUCUGCUGAGAUGAGGAUGAGAGACACGGAGCCCAAGAACUGCUACAACAUCAUCCCCCACCACCUUCAAAAAGAAAUACAGGAGAUUCUCAGAUGAAAUUAGCUUGUUUUUACUUUCGGGAAAAGCCAAAAACCAUUAGCUAAUCGAUACAAUUUUACCUUAAGAAUUUCUCUGGGUUGUUGGAUCAGAAGGCAUAACCCAAGGGGGCAACCACUUUCGGGCUGGAGAGUCAUACUUGAAGAAACACAAAUACAAAACACAACAAUGCUUUUGGACAUCGGAUGAUGAAUGGACACUGAGGGGAAAAGCAGGCUUUUCACUGGCCAGGAAGAGCUGAACGUGGAGGACACAUUUAAAGGAAACACAAACGAAAGACUUAGAAGAAAGAAAAAUAUUUUCAUGGUUUUCGUGGACAAGCAUUCCAGGAGAAGUGAUAAUGGAGACCAAGGAUAAUAGGUGGCUGCGGGUGACCGUGCUCCCCGGCUGCGUGGGCUGCAGGACCGUGGCCGUUCUGGCGUCCUGGACCGUGCGCGACGUCAAGGAGCGCAUCUGGGCCGAGACCGGCCUCCCGGUGUCGGAGCAGCGGCUGCGGCUCGGCGACAGGGAGUUAUCUGACUGGAUCAAGAUUGGAGAUCUGAAUUCCAAAGAUUGUCAGCUUUUUGUAAACCUUCAAUCAAAAGGCUUAAAAGGGGGAGGUCGAUUUGGUCAAACAACUCCACCACUUGUUGAUUUUCUCAAGGACAUUUUAAGAAGAUAUCCAGAAGGAGGACAGAUUCUUAAGGAAUUAAUUCAGAAUGCAGAAGAUGCUGGGGCCACAGAAGUUAAAUUUUUGUAUGAUGAAACUCAAUAUGGAACAGAGACUCUUUGGUCACAAGAUAUGGCGCAAUAUCAGGGGGCAGCUCUCUAUGUAUACAACAAUGCAGUUUUUACCGCAGAAGACUGGCAUGGCAUUCAGGAAAUAGCAAGAAGCAGGAAAAAGGACGACCCUUUGAAGGUUGGAAGAUUUGGAAUUGGGUUUAAUUCUGUCUAUCAUAUAACAGAUAUUCCUUGUAUCUUUAGUGGUGACCAGAUUGGGAUGUUAGAUCCUCAUCAAACACUUUUUGGUCCACAUGAAUCAGGCCAGUGUUGGAACCUCAAAGGUGACAGCAAAGAAAUUAGUGAACUUUCGGACCAAUUUGCACCAUUUAUUGGCAUUUUUGGAAGCACCAAGGAAACGUUCUUAAAUGGGAAUUUUCCAGGAACCUUUUUCCGUUUCCCUCUUCGCCUGCAUCCGUCACAGCUUAGCAGUAACCUCUACAAUAAGCAGAAGGUCCUCGAGUUGUUUGAGUCUUUUAGGGCAGAUGCAGACACAGUGCUGCUCUUUCUGAAAAGUGUGCAGGACGUCUCCUUACACGUCCGAGAGGCCGAUGGGACAGAGAAGCUGAUGUUCAGAGUGACUGCUAGUGAGAGUAAGACCCUGAAACACGAACGGCUGAAUUCUAUAAAGAUUCUGGGAACUGCUAUAAGUGACUAUUGUAAAAAGAUUCCAAGCAAUAGCAUAACCUGUGUAACAUAUCAUGUAAAUAUAGUUUUAGAAGAUGAGAGUACUAAGGACACACAAAAAACGUCUUGGUUGGUGUGUAACAGUGUGGGUGGGCGAGGGGUUAGUAGUACCCUUGAUUCUUUAGCUGAUGAAUUGAAAUUUGUCCCAAUCAUUGGAAUAGCCAUGUCCUUAUCAAGCAGAGAUGAUGAAGAAAAAGGAGCAACAUCUGAUUUUACAGGAAAAGCAUUUUGUUUUCUUCCUUUACCUCCUGGCGAGGAGAGUAAAACAGGCCUCCCAGUUCACAUCAGUGGGUUCUUUGGCCUGACCGACAAUCGCAGAAGCAUCAAGUGGAGAGAGCUGGACCAGUGGAGAGAUCCGGCAGCCUUAUGGAAUGAAUUUCUCAUUGUGAAUGUGGUCCCUAAAGCCUACGCUACUCUGAUCUUAGAUUCAGUGACACGUCUGGAGAAUGAAAGGAGCUCUGAGUUUCCCUUGUCGGUGGACGUCAUCUACAAACUUUGGCCUGAUGUGAACCAAGUCAAGGUGCACUGGCAGCCAGUGUUAGAGCCUCUGUUUAACGAGCUGUUCCAGAAUGCAGUUCUUUACUCCAUUAGCAACCACUGGGUCAAGUUGGAGCAGGCCUGCUUCUCAGAGCUUGAUGAAAGUUUGGAAUACACAAAAACUGUGCUCAACUACCUCCAGAGCUCAGGGAAGCAGAUCGUCAAGGUACCAGCAAAUCUCGCUGCUGCUGUUCGGCUCAGCACCUCUGGCGCGGUGAGGAGGGUGACGCCCGCAUGGGUGCGGCAGGUGCUGCGGAAGUCUGCCCCUGAGGGCAGCGUGGAGGAGAAGCUGCACCUCUUAGAAUUUGUGCUCUCGGACGAAGCCUACAGUGAACUACUCGGCUUGGAGCUCCUCCCUUUACAAAAUGGGCACUUCGUCCCCUUCUCCUCAUCGGUAUCAGAUCAAGAUGUUGUUUAUAUUACCUCAGAGGACUAUCCAAGGUCCCUUUUCCCGGGUCUUGAAGGAAGAUUUAUUUUGGAUAACUUGAAGCCUCACCUCCUAGCUGCUUUAAAGGAAGCUGCCCAAACCCGAGGAAGACCGUGUACUCAGCUGCAACUUCUAAAUCCAGAACGGUUUGCACGUCUUAUCAAAGAAGUAAUGAAUGCAUUCUGGCCUGGCAGAGAGUUGAUCGUUCAGUGGUAUCCGUGUGAUGAAGAUAAACGUCACCCUUCUGUUUCAUGGCUUAAAAUGGUUUGGAAGAAUCUUUAUAUACAUUUUUCAGAGGAUUUGACUUUAUUCGAUGAAAUGCCACUUAUCCCCAGAACUACACUAGAAGAAGGUCAGACAUGUGUGGAACUCAUUAGACUCAGGAUUCCCUCAUUAGUCAUUUUAGAUGAUGAAUCUGAAGCACAGCUUCCAGAAUUUUUAGCAGACGUUGUACAAAAACUUGGAGGAAUUAUCCUUAAAAAAUUAGAUGCCUCCAUACAACAUCCACUUAUUAAAAAAUACAUUAAUUCGCCAUUACCAAGUGCUGUUUUGCAGAUAAUGGAGAAGAUGCCCUUGCAGAAAUUGUGUAAUCAAAUAGCUUCGCUACUUCCAACACACAAAGACGCCCUGAGGAAGUUCUUAGCUAGUUUAACUGAUAUCAAUGAAAAGGAGAAAAGAAUAAUUCAGGAAUUGACAAUAUUCAAGCGAAUUAACCAUUCAUCUGGUCAGGGAAUUUCCUCUUAUACAAAACUGAAAGGUUGUAAAGUCUUGCACCAUACUGCCAAACUUCCGCCAGACCUGCGGCUCUCUAUUUCGGUAAUAGACAGUAGUGAUGAAGCUACUAUUCGCUUGGCAAACAUGUUGAAAGUAGAGAAGUUAAAGACCACUAGUUGCUUAAAGCUUGUUUUAAAAGAUAUGGAAAAUGCAUUUUAUUCACAUGAAGAAAUAACAUACCUUAUGUUAUGGAUCCUUGAGAAUCUAUCCUCUCUUAAAAAUGAGAAUCCAAAUGUCCUUGAUUGGUUAAUGCCAUUGAAAUUCAUUCAGAUUUCACAGGAACGGAUGGUGUCAGCCAGUGAACUCUUUGAUCCUGAUAUAGAAGUACUAAAAGAUCUCUUUUAUAAUGAAGAAGAAACUUGUUUCCCACCCUCAGUUUUUACCUCACCAGAUAUUCUUCACUCUUUAAGACAAAUUGGUUUAAAAAACGAAGCCAGUCUCAAAGAGAAAGAUGUUGUACAAGUGGCAAAAAAAAUUGAAGCCUUGCAGGUCAGUUCUUGUCCAAAUCAGGAUGUUCUUCUAAAGAAAGCCAAAACACUCUUACUAGUUUUAAAUAAGAAUCAUGCAUUGUUGCAGUCAUCUGAAGGAAAGAUGACGCUGAAGAAAAUAAAAUGGGUUCCCGCUUGCAAGGAAAGGCCUCCAAAUUAUCCAGGCUCUUUAGUCUGGAAAGGAGACCUCUGUGAUCUCUGUGCUCCACCAGAUAUGUGUGAUGUUGUCCAUGCAGUUCUAGUGGGCUCAUCACUGCCUCUUGUUGAAAGUGUCCAUAUCAACUUGGAAAAAGCUUUAGGUAUCUUCACAAAACCUAGUAUCAAUGCUGUCUUAAAACACUUUAAAAUUGUUGUUGAUUGGUAUACUUCGAAAACCUUUAGUGAUGAAGACUACUAUCAAUUCCAACAUAUUUUGCUUGAAAUUUAUGGAUUCAUGCAUGAUCAUUUAAAUGAAGGGAAAGAUGCUUUUAAAGCCUUAAAAUUUCCAUGGGUUUGGACUGGCAAAAAGUUUUGUCCCCUCUCCCAAGCUGUGAUAAAACCAUUCCAUGAUCUUGACCUUCAGCCUUAUUUGCAUAGUGUGCCUAAAACCAUGGCAAAAUUCCACCAACUGUUUAAGGUCUGUGGUUCAAUAGAGGAGUUGACAUCAGAUCAUAUUUCCAUGGUCAUUCAGAAGGUAUAUCUCAAAAGUGACCAAGAUCUCAGUGAACAAGAAAGCAAACAAAAUCUUCAUCUUAUGUUGAGUAUUAUCAGAUGGCUAUAUAGCAAUCAGAUUCCAGCAAGCCCCAACACACCAGUUCCUAUACAUCAUAGCAAAAAUACUUCUAAACUUAUCAUGAAGCCAAUUCAUGAAUGCUGUUAUUGUGACAUCAAAGUUGAUGACCUCAAUGACUUACUGGAAGAUUCGGUGGAACCAAUCAUUCUGGUGCAUGAGGACAUACCCAUGAAAACUGCAGAAUGGCUGAAAGUUCCAUGCCUUAGUACAAGAUUGAUCAAUCCUGAAAACAUGGGAUUUGAGCAGUCAGGACAAAGAGAACCACUUACUGUAAGAAUUAAAAAUAUUUUGGAAGAAUACCCUUCAGUGUCAGAUAUUUUUAAAGAACUACUUCAAAAUGCUGAUGAUGCAAAUGCAACAGAAUGCAGUUUCAUGAUUGAUAUGAGAAGAAAUAUGGACAUUAGAGAGAAUCUCUUAGACCCGGGGAUGGCAGCUUGUCAUGGACCUGCUUUGUGGUCAUUCAAUAAUUCUGAAUUCUCAGAUUCAGAUUUUGUGAACAUAACUAGGUUAGGAGAAUCUUUAAAAAGGGGAGAAGUUGACAAAGUUGGAAAAUUUGGUCUUGGAUUUAAUUCUGUGUACCAUAUCACUGACAUUCCCAUUAUUAUGAGUCGAGAAUUCAUGAUAAUGUUCGAUCCAAACAUAAAUCAUAUCAGUAAACACAUUAAAGACAAAUCUAAUCCCGGGAUCAAAAUUAAUUGGAGUAAACAACAGAAAAGGCUUAGGAAAUUUCCCAAUCAGUUCAAACCAUUUAUAAAUGUAUUUGGCUGUCAGUUACCUUUGACCGUAGAAGCCCCUUAUAGCUACAGUGGAACUAUUUUCCGACUGUCCUUUAGAACUCAACAGGAAGCGAAAGUGAGUGAAGUUAGUAGUACCUGCUAUAAUACAGCAGAUAUUUACUCUCUUGUGGAUGAAUUUAGUCUCUGUGGACACAGGCUUAUCAUUUUCACUCAGAGUGUAAACUCAAUGUAUUUGAAGUACUUAAAAAUUGAGGAAACCAAUCCCAGCUUAGCACAAGAUACAGUAAUAAUUAAAAAAAAAUCCUGCUCUUCCAAAGCAUUGAAUGCACCUGUCCUAAGUGUUUUAAAAGAAGCUGCUAAGCUCAUGAAGACUUGCAACAGCACUAAUAAAAAGCCUCCUACUGAUGCACCAAAGUCAUCUUGCAUUCUUCAGAUUACAGUUGAGGAAUUUCACCAUGUCUUCAGAAGGAUUGCUGAUUUACAGUCACCACUUUUUAGAGGUCCAGAUGAUGACCCAGCUGCUCUCUUUGAAAUGGCUAAGUCUGGCCAAUCAAAAAAGCCAUCGGAUGAGCUGCCACAAAAAACAGUAGAGUGUACCACGUGGCUUAUAUGUACCUGCAUGGAUACAGGAGAGGCUCUAAAGUUUUCCCUGAGUGAAAGUGGAAGAAGACUCGGACUGGUUCCUUGUGGGGCAGUAGGUGUUCUGCUGUCUGAAAUCCAGGACCAGAAGUGGGCUGUGAAACCACACGUUGGAGAGGUAUUUUGCUAUUUACCUUUACGAAUAAAGACAGGAUUGCCAGUUCACAUCAAUGGGUGCUUUGCUGUUACUUCAAAUAGAAAAGAAAUCUGGAAGACAGAUACAAAAGGACGAUGGAAUACCACCUUCAUGAGACAUGUUAUUGUGAAAGCUUACUUGGAGGCACUUAGUGUCCUCCGUGACCUGGCCACCAGUGGGGAGCUAGUGGAUUAUACUUACUAUGCAGUGUGGCCUGAUCCUGAUUCAGUUCAUGAUGAUUUUUCUGUAAUUUGUCAAGGAUUUUAUGAAGAUAUAGCUCAUGGAAAAGGGAAAGAAUUGACCAGAGUCUUCUCUGAUGGAUCUACAUGGGUUUCUAUGAAGAAUGUGAGAUUUCUAGAUGACUCUAUACUUAAAAGAAGAGAUGUUGGUCCAGCAGCCUUCAGGAUAUUUUUGAAAUACCUCAAGAAGACUGGAUCAAAAAACCUUUGUGCUGUUGAACUUCCUUCUUCAGUAAAAUUAGGAUUUGAAGAAGCUGGCUGCAAACAGAUACUGCUUGAAAAUACAUUUUCAGAGAAACAGUUUUUUUCAGAAGUAUUUUUUCCAAAUAUUCAAGAAAUUGAAGCAGAACUCAGAGAUCCUUUGAUGAAUUUUGUUCUAAAUGAAAAAGUUGAUGAAUUCUCAGGAAUUCUUCGUGUUACUCCAUGUGUUCCUUGCUCUCUGGAGGGGCAUCCUCUGGUUUUACCAUCACGGUUAAUCCACCCUGAAGGACGAGUUGCAAAGUUAUUUGAUACUAAAGAUGGACGAUUUCCUUAUGGUUCUACUCAGGAUUAUCUUAAUCCUAUUAUUUUGAUUAAGCUCGUUCAGUUAGGUAUGGCAAAAGAUGAUAUUUUAUGGGAUGACAUGCUAGAACGUGCAGAGUCGGUUGCUGAAAUUAAUAAAAGUGAUCAUGCAGCCGCUUGUCUACGCAGUAGUAUACUAUUAAGUCUUAUUGAUGAAAAACUAAAAAUAAGGGAUCCUAGAGCAAAGGAUUUUGCUGCAAAAUAUCAAACAAUACCCUUCCUUCCAUUUUUAACAAAACCAGCAGGUUUUUCUUUGGACUGGAAAGGUAACAGUUUUAAACCUGAAACCAUGUUUGCAGCAACUGACCUUUAUACAGCUGAGUAUCAAGAUAUAGUUUGUCUUUUGCAACCAAUUCUAAAUGAAAACUCACAUUCCUUCAGAGGUUGUGGUUCAGUGCCAUUGGCUGUUAAAGAGUUUUUGGGAUUACUAAGGAAGCCAACAGUUGAUCUGGUUGUAAACCAAUUGAAAGAAGUUGCAAAAUCAGUUGAUGAUGGAAUUACAUUGUACCAGGAGAAUAUCACCAAUGCUUGCUACAAAUACCUUCAUGAUGCAAUGAUGCAAAAUGAAAUCGCUAAAAUAUCGAUUAUUGAAAAGUUAAAACCCUUCAGCUUCAUUCUAGUUGAGAAUGCAUAUGUUGACUCAGAAAGAGUUUCCUUUCAUUUGAAUUUUGAAGCAGCACCUUACCUUUAUCAGUUGCCUAAUAAAUAUAAAAACAAUUUCCGUGAACUUUUUGAAAGUGUAGGUGUGAGGCAGUCAUUUACUGUUGAAGAUUUUGCCCUUGUUUUGGAAUCUAUUGACCAAGAAAAAGGAACAAAGCAAAUAACAGAAGAGAAUUUUCAGCUUUGCCGGAGAAUAAUUAGUGAAGGAAUAUGGAGUCUCAUUAGAGAAAAGAAACAAGAAUUUUGUGAGAAGAAUUAUGGCAAAAUAUUAUUGCCAGAUACUAACCUGAAGCUUCUCCCUGCUAAAUCUUUAUGCUACAAUGACUGUCCCUGGAUAAAAGUAAAGGAUACCGCUGUAAAGUAUUGUCAUGCCGAUAUACCCAGGGAGGUAGCUGUAAGAUUAGGAGCAGUACCAAAGCGACAUAAAGCCUUAGAAAGAUAUGCAUCCAACAUCUGUUUUACAACACUUGGCACUGAAUUUGGGCAGAAAGAAAAAUUGACCAGCAGAAUUAAGAGUAUCCUUAAUGCCUAUCCUUCAGAAAAGGAAAUGUUGAAAGAACUUCUUCAAAAUGCUGAUGAUGCAAAGGCCACAGAAAUCUGUUUUGUGUUUGAUCCUAGACAGCAUCCAGUUGAUAGAAUAUUUGAUGAUAAGUGGGCCCCAUUGCAGGGGCCAGCGCUUUGUGUGUAUAACAACCAGCCUUUUACAGAAGAUGAUGUCAGAGGAAUUCAGAAUCUUGGAAAAGGCACCAAAGAAGGAAAUCCUUGUAAAACUGGACAAUAUGGAAUAGGAUUCAAUUCUGUAUAUCAUAUUACAGACUGUCCUUCUUUCAUUUCUGGCAAUGACAUCCUGUGUAUUUUUGAUCCUCAUGCCAGAUACGCACCAGGAGCCACAUCUGUUAGUCCUGGACGCAUGUUUAGAGAUUUGGAUGCGGAUUUUAGGACACAGUUCUCAGAUGUUCUCGAUCUUUAUUUGGGAACCCAUUUUAAACUGGAUAAUUGCACAAUGUUUAGAUUUCCUCUUCGUAAUGCAGAAAUGGCAAAAGUUUCAGAAAUAUCUUCAGUUCCAUCAUCAGACAGAAUGGUCCAGAAUCUUUUGGACAAGUUGCGGUCAGAUGGUGCAGAACUUUUAAUGUUUCUUAAUCACAUGGAAAAAAUUUCUAUUUGUGAAAUAGAUAAAGCUAGUGGAGCUCUAAAUGUGCUGUAUUCUGUAAAGGGCAAAAUCACUGAUGGAGACAGAUUGAAAAGGAAACAAUUUCAUGCCUCUGUAAUUGAUAGUGUUACUAAAAAGAGGCAACUCAAAGACAUACCAGUUCAACAGAUAACCUAUACUAUGGAUACUGAGGACUCCGAAGGAAAUCUUACUACAUGGUUAAUUUGUAACAGAUCAGGGUUUUCAAGUAUGGAAAAAGUAUCUAAGAGUGUUAUAUCAGCUCACAAGAACCAAGAUAUUACUCUCUUUCCACGUGGGGGAGUAGCUGCCUGCGUUACUCAUAACUAUAAAAAACCCCAUAGGGCCUUCUGCUUUUUGCCGCUCUCUUUAGAGACGGGAUUACCGUUUCAUGUGAAUGGCCACUUUGCUCUAGAUUCAGCCAGAAGAAACCUGUGGCGUGAUGAUAAUGGAGUUGGUGUUCGAAGUGACUGGAAUAACAGCUUAAUGACAGCAUUGAUAGCUCCUGCAUAUGUUGAAUUAUUAAUCCAGUUAAAAAAGCGGUAUUUCCCUGGUUCUGACCCAACAUUAUCAGUUCUACAGAACACACCCAUUCAUGUUGUAAAGGACACUUUAAAGAAGUUUUUAUCAUUUUUCCCAGUUAACAGGCUGGAUCUACAACCAGAUUUGUAUUGUCUAGUGAAAGCACUAUAUAGCUGCAUUCAUGAAGACAUGAAACGUCUUUUACCUGUUGUGCGGGCUCCAAAUAUCGAUGGCUCUGACUUGCACUCUGCAGUUAUAAUUACUUGGAUUAAUAUGUCUACUUCAAAUAAAACUAAACCAUUUUUUGACAAUUUACUGCAAGAUGAAUUACAACACCUUAAAAAUGCAGAUUAUAAUAUCACAACACGCAAAACAGUAGCAGAGAAUGUCUAUAGACUGAAACACCUACUUUUAGAAAUUGGUUUCAACUUGGUUUAUAACUGUGAUGAAACUGCUAAUCUUUACCACUGUCUUAUAGAUGCAGAUAUUCCUGUUAGUUAUGUAACUCCUGCUGAUGUUAGAUCUUUUUUAAUGACGUUUUCCUCUCCUGAUACUAAUUGCCAUAUUGGGAAGCUGCCUUGUCGUCUUCAGCAGACUAACCUAAAACUUUUUCAUAGUUUAAAACUUUUAGUUGAUUAUUGUUUUAAGGAUGCAGAAGAAAAUGAGAUUGAAGUGGAGGGACUGCCCCUGCUCAUCACACUGGACAGUGUUUUGCAAACUUUUGAUGCAAAACGACCCAAGUUUCUAACAACAUACCAUGAGUUGAUUCCAUCCCGCAAAGACUUGUUCAUGAAUACAUUGUUUUUGAAAUACAGUAAUAUUUUAUUGAACUGUAGAGUUGCAAAAGUGUUUGAUAUUUCCAGCUUUGCUGAUUUGCUAUCCUCUGUAUUGCCUCGUGAAUAUAAGACCAAAAAUUGUACGAAGUGGAAAGACAAUUUUGCAAGUGAGUCUUGGCUUAAGAAUGCAUGGCAUUUUAUCAGUGAAUCUGUAAGUGUGAAAGAAGAUCAAGAAGAAACAAAACCAACAUUUGAUGUUGUUGUUGACAGCCUAAGAGACUGGGCGUUGCUUCCUGGAACGAAGUUCACGGUGUCGGCCAGCCAGCUGGUGGUUCCUGAGGGGGACGUCCUGCUCCCACUGAGCCUCAUGCACAUUGCAGUUUUUCCAAAUGCCCAGAGCGAUAAAGUGUUUCAUGCUCUCAUGAAAGCUGGCUGUGUUCAGCUUGCUUUGAACAAGAUCUGCUCCAAAGACAGUGCAUUUGUUCCUCUGUUGUCAUGUCACACAGCAAACAUCGAGAGCCCCACAAGCAUUUUGAAGGCUCUACAAUAUAUGGUCCAAACGUCAACAUUUAGAACUGAAAAAUUAGUAGAAAAUGACUUUGAAGCACUUUUGAUGUAUUUCAACUGCAAUUUGAGUCACUUGAUGUCUCAAGAUGACAUAAAAAUUUUAAAAUCGCUUCCAUGCUACAAAUCUAUCAGUGGUCGCUAUAUGAGCGUUGCGAAAUUUGGAACAUGCUAUGUACUUACAAAAACUAUUCCUUCAGCUGAAGUGGAUAAAUGGACACAAUCAUCAUCAUCUGCAUUUCUUGAAGAAAAAAUACACUUAAAAGAACUCUAUGAGGUGCUGGGUUGUGUACCUGUGGAUGAUCUUGAGGUAUAUUUGAAACACCUCUUACCAAAAAUUGAAAAUCUCUCUUAUGAUGCAAAAUUAGAGCACUUGAUCUACCUCAAGAAUAGAUUAUCAGGUAUUGAGGAACUGUCCGAGAUCAAGGAACAACUUUUUGAAAAACUGGAAAGUUUAUUGAUAAUCCAUGAUGCUAACAGUCGACUAAAGCAAGCAAAACAUUUCUAUGAUAGAACUGUGAGAGUUUUUGAAGUUAUGCUUCCUGAAAAAUUGUUUAUUCCUAAGGACUUCUUUAAAAAAUUGGAACAACUUAUAAAACCCAAAAAUCAAGUUGCGUUUAUGACCUCCUGGGUGGAGUUCUUAAGAAAUAUUGGACUAAAAUACAUACUAUCCCAGCAGCAGUUGUUACAGUUUGCUAAGGAAAUCAGUGUGAGAGCUACUACAGAAAAUUGGUCUAAAGAAACAUUGCAAAAUACAGUUGAUAUCCUUCUCCAUCAUAUAUUCCAAGAACGAAUAGAUUUGUUAUCUGGGAAUUUUUUGAAAGAACUGUCUUUAAUACCAUUCUUAUGUCCUGAGCGGGCCCCUGCUGAAUUCAUUAGAUUUCAUCCUCAAUAUCAAGAGGUAAAUGGAACACUUCCUCUUAUAAAGUUCAACGGAGCACAAGUAAAUCCAAAAUUCAAGCAGUGUGAUGUGCUCCAGCUCUUAUGGACAUCCUGCCCUAUUCUUCCCGAGAAAGCGACACCAUUGAGUAUCAAAGAACAAGAAGGUAGUGACCUUGGUCCACAAGAACAGCUUGAACAAGUUUUAAGUAUGCUUAAUGUUAACCUGGAUCCCCCUCUUGAUAAGGUCAUUAAUAACUGCAGAAAUAUAUGCAACAUAACAACUUUGGAUGAAGAAAUGGUAAAGACUAGAGCAAAGGUCUUAAGGAGCAUAUAUGAAUUUCUCAGUGCAGAAAAAAGGGAGUUUCGAUUUCAACUGCGAGGGGUUGCUUUUGUGAUGGUAGAAGAUGGUUGGAAACUUCUGAAGCCUGAGGAGGUAGUGAUAAAUCUAGAAUAUGAAUCUGAUUUUAAGCCUUACUUGUACAAGCUACCUUUAGAACUUGGCACAUUUCACCAGUUGUUCAAACAUUUAGGUACUGAAGAUAUUAUUUCUACUAAGCAAUAUGUUGAAGUGUUGAGCCGUAUAUUCAAAAAUUCUGAAGGAAAACAAUUAGAUCCUAAUGAAAUGCGUACAGUUAAGAGAGUAGUUUCUGGCUUGUUCAGGAGUCUACAAAAUGAUUCAGUCAAGGUGAGGAGUGAUCUUGAGAACGUACGAGACCUCGCACUGUAUCUUCCAAGCCAGGAUGGUAGAUUGGUGAAGUCGAGCAUCUUAGUGUUUGAUGAUGCACCACAUUACAAAAGUAGAAUCCAGGGCAAUAUUGGUGUGCAAAUGUUGGUUGAUCUUAGCCAGUGCUACCUCGGGAAAGACCAUGGAUUUCAUACGAAGUUGAUAAUGCUUUUUCCUCAAAAACUCAGACCUCGUUUGUUGAGCAGUAUACUUGAAGAACAGUUAGAUGAAGAGACUCCGAAAGUUUGUCAGUUUGGAGCAUUGUGUUCUCUUCAGGGAAGACUGCAGUUACUCUUGUCUUCUGAACAGUUCAUCACAGGACUAAUUAGAAUUAUGAAGCAUGAAAAUGAUAAUGCUUUCCUGGCCAAUGAAGAAAAAGCCAUAAGACUUUGCAAAGCCCUAAGAGAAGGAUUGAAAGUGUCCUGUUUUGAAAAGCUUCAAACAACAUUAAGAGUUAAAGGUUUUAACCCUAUUCCUCACAGUAGAAGUGAAACAUUCGCUUUUUUGAAGAGAUUUGGUAAUGCAGUCAUCCUGCUCUACAUACAACAUUCAGACAGUAAAGACAUUAAUUUCCUGUUAGCAUUAGCAAUGACGCUUAAAUCAGCGACUGACAAUUUGAUUUCUGACACUUCAUAUUUAAUUGCUAUGUUAGGAUGCAAUGAUAUUUACAGGAUCAGUGAGAAACUUGACAGUUUAGGAGUGAAAUAUGACUCUUCAGAACCAUCCAAACUUGAACUUCCACUGCCUGGCACUCCAAUACCUGCUGAAAUUCAUUAUACUCUGCUUAUGGAUCCAAUGAAUGUUUUUUACCCCGGAGAAUAUGUUGGGUACCUUGUUGAUGCUGAAGGCGGUGAUAUCUAUGGAUCGUACCAGCCAACAUAUACAUACGCUAUUAUUGUACAAGAAGUUGAAAGAGAAGAUGCUGAUAAUUCUAGUUUUCUGGGAAAGAUAUAUCAGAUAGAUAUUGGUUACAGUGAGUAUAAAAUAGUUAGCUCUCUUGAUCUGUAUAAGUUUUCAAGGCCUGAGGAAAGCUCUCAAAGCAGAGACAGUGCCCCUUCUACCCCAACCAGCCCUACAGAGUUCCUUGCCCCUGGUCUGCGGAGCAUUCCUCCUCUUUUCUCUGGUAGAGAGAGCCACAAGACCUCAUCUGCGAAACAGCAUUCCCCCAAAAAGCUUAAGCUGAAUUCUUUACCAGAAAUUUUAAAAGAAGUGACAUCAGUGGUAGAGCAAGCUUGGAAGCUUCCUGAAUCCGAAAGGAAAAAGAUUAUUCGGCGGUUGUAUUUGAAGUGGCACCCUGACAAAAAUCCAGAGAAUCAUGACAUUGCUAAUGAAGUUUUUAAACAUUUGCAGAAUGAAAUCAACAGAUUAGAGAAACAGGCUUUUCUAGAUCAAAAUGCAGACAGAGCCUCAAGGCGAACAUUUUCAACCUCAGCAUCCCGAUUUCAGUCAGACAAGUUCUCAUUUCAAAGGUUUUAUACUUCAUGGAAUCAGGAAGCAACAAGCCACAAAUCUGAACGGCAACAACAAAAUAAAGAAAAGUGCCCACCUUCAGCUGGACAGACGUACUCUCAAAGGUUCUUUGUUCCUCCCACUUUCAAGUCAGCUGGUAAUCCAGUGGAAGCACGGAGAUGGUUAAGACAAGCCAGGGCAAAUUUUUCAGCUGCCAGAAAUGACCUUCAUAAAAACGCCAAUGAAUGGGUGUGCUUUAAAUGUUUCCUUUCUACCAAGUUAGCGUUGAUUGCAGCUGACUAUGCUGUGAGAGGCAAGUCUGAUAAAGACGUAAAGCCCACUGCACUUGCACAGAAAAUAGAGGAGUAUAGCCAGCAACUUGAAGGACUGACAAAUGAUGUCCACACAUUGGAAGCUUAUGGUGUAGAUAGUUUAAAAACCAGAUAUCCUGAUUUGCUUCCUUUCCCACAGAUCCCAAAUGACAGGUUCACUUCUGAGGUUGCUAUGAGGGUGAUGGAAUGUACUGCCUGUAUCAUAAUAAAACUUGAAAAUUUUAUACAGCAAAAAGUGUGAAAGUAUUUAAAGAAAAAAAGCAGAGCUAGAUGUUGAGUGUGUUGUAGCACAAAUAUGAAUUGCUAUACUUAAGCUUCGUUGCCAGUUAUUUAGGAAUUGUGAAGCACAUUGCUGGUUGUUCGGGAGGAAUUUUGGAGUUGUUAUUUACAUGAAUAUCAGCAGAAGACCUGACCUUAACUGAAUCUAAAAGAAAAUUAUUUUGAAGAUGCUGGUGAACUGCAAAAUUGCUAGAUGUAUGUGAAUGGCUAGGGUGGCACAUUAUUGAACUGCACUUUAUGUAACCAAAGCUUAGCAGUUUGUUAGAUAAGAGUCUGUGUAUGUCUGGUUAGGAUGAAGUUAAUUUUAUGUUUUCAACAUGGUGUUUUGAAGGAGCUAAUGAAACACUGGACAUAUCAUUGGUUUAAACAAGGGGAAUUGAGUCUUUGAGUUUGUCAUUUCUCUAAGUGGAUCCUAUUUUGGAUGCAUUAUUUUCUUAUCAGCUGGAUCUGAUUAUGAAUUUGUUGCAAUUUUACAUCUUAAAUAGUACAUUUAGAAAAUGGUACAGUAUUUUAAUCCUGAAUAUUACUUGACUAAGAGUAUGCAGAUAGUACUUCUUAGGGUGCACUGAGUGCACUUUACAUCUUUAUUUUAAAUGGUUUUUUACACCUCUGUUUACAGGCUUCCUAUUUCAUGCAGAUAGCAUGUGGAGAACUCACAAAGGUGGCAGUUCCUAUCACCAGAUGCUAAUAGAGCUUCCGAGAACUGCUCACCAAAACAGCACUCACCAACAGUUACAACAUUUGCUUUAUGUUUGUUUGUACAUAUUUUCCACAAAUGUUAUAAUUUAUAUAGUGUGGUUGAACAGGAUGCAAUCUUUUGUUGUCUAAAGGUGCUGCAGUUAAAAAAUCUUUUGUCUUUCAACAUGGCCCUUAGUGGAGUUUUUUGGAUUUUACUUUGAAAACAUUAAAAAAUUAUAAAAUCAUUGUGAUAGUAUCCAGUAGUUUAUAAUAGGAAUUAUCCGCUUGUAUCUUCCCCAUGAAUGAUUCAGAACUGACAUUUAAUUUUCAUCAUGUUUGAGUGUCCUGCCAUAUGUAUUUACUUUAACAUAUUUCUUUUGCAGAAUGUAAAAGAAAGGUAAUAAUAAUUAGUUUAUAUAAGUGUGCUGGCUGUAAAUGAUGCUAAAUAUAAUAUUUUAUGCAAUUAAGGGCUUAUGGAACAUACUUAAAACUUUUUUACUUUUAUUAGUAAUAAGGAAUGUUUGCAUCUCCACUAUUGUAUUGUUUCUGGAUGUGAAGCCAUGUAAUUAUUUCUGCUAUUAUAUUAAGUGCCAUAAUUUUAAUAAAGCAAAUGUACAUACGAAA